UGCACUCUGUUUCCUCGCAACGCGGACCACACCUCACAGUGGACAGAACAAACAUUCGCAUCUUCGCAGCAACGCACAACAAACAAGCGAACGCCUCUCCUCAUCUCAACCGCGAUGGAGGACAUAUUCAAGAGUUUCUGCGCAUUUGGAAGCGGCAAAGAGUCGACAGCUCUGAUGGAUAACGCAAAGUUCGCGAAGUUUGCUCGCGACACAAAAAUCUUGGACAAAAAACUGACGUCAACAGACGUUGAUAUCAUAUUCAACAAGGUCAAAGGGAAAAGUGAAAGAAAGAUCACGUUUGAUCAGUUCAGAGAAGCGUUGAAGUUGUUGGCUGAGAAGAAGUAUCCUGGAGAUGCAGACGGAGCAAAGAAACUAGAAGAUUUUGUAUUGCAGGGAAAAGGGCCGACUGGCAACAAAACUACGAGUGGAGUGAAAACUGGCGGCGUCGAUCGGCUGACCGACACGUCCAAGUACACAGGAAGUCACAAACAACGAUUCGAUGAGUCAGGCAAAGGCAAAGGGCUCGAGGGACGGCAAGAUUUCGAUGAUAAAGCAGCAUCCGGCUACGUGGGAGGAUACAAGGGACAAGGAACAUACGACAGCAAGAAAUAGAUGAAACACAUCAAACACUCUAAUAUGUUUAUCUGUGUGACUGAUUAGUAGGCAGUGAGGCUGAGCACACUAACAGUAGUUCUACCCCAUACGGCAUUGUCAUGCAGCUUGUCACAAUAUAAAUAGUUAUAGUAUGCAUAAGCAGCCGA
Molecule: messenger RNA, 761 nt
Organism: Corticium candelabrum
Lineage: Eukaryota; Metazoa; Porifera; Homoscleromorpha; Homosclerophorida; Plakinidae
Product: tubulin polymerization-promoting protein family member 2-like
Exons: 3
Biological process (GO): microtubule bundle formation; microtubule polymerization; positive regulation of protein polymerization
Cellular component (GO): microtubule
Molecular function (GO): tubulin binding
Source: RefSeq, a predicted model, not a curated record